Messenger RNA from Drosophila serrata, 2529 nucleotides. RefSeq names its product sodium-dependent nutrient amino acid transporter 1. The record is from RefSeq and is a predicted model, not a curated record. Gene Ontology annotation, cellular component: plasma membrane. Gene Ontology annotation, molecular function: amino acid:sodium symporter activity; L-amino acid transmembrane transporter activity. NCBI's taxonomy places the organism in Eukaryota, Metazoa, Arthropoda, Insecta, Diptera, Drosophilidae. Gene Ontology annotation, biological process: amino acid import across plasma membrane; sodium ion transmembrane transport; nitrogen compound transport.
CCCACGAAACGCAACGGACAGCUGUCUAUAAAGUGGAAACAAAUCAAUAAUCUCUGAUAAACUUUGAUCCAAAGGCAAAUCUAAAAGAAACAGUUACCGAUCGCCGGCUCUUUGUGACUCUCUAUUCUGUUCCAAAAGCUUGCAAAAAAAAAAAAAAAACAGUGAAAGACUUUUUCAAUUUUAAUUGUUUUAUUUUAAAGUGUUUGUUUUUUAAGUGUGGUGUUAACGAGUGAUUUGGUGUACAUGGUGCCGGUUGUAAAAAUUCUUCAAAAUCAAGUCUGUCUUGGCCAGGCCAAAGAACAAUUAAAAGCAACGGAUCACAAUGGAAGAUUUGAAAAGGGAGAUUCCAGUGGGCGAAGAGCCCUCGAAACUGGAGACCGGCGGGAGCGUCGAGCCUUUGAUCAAAAUAUUACCGCUUCCGAUGGCAUUGGAAUCGUCUGAAAUGCUGCCGGAUCAGAAGCCGCGUGAUAAUUGGGGAAACUCGCUGGAGUUUCUCAUGUCCUGUAUUGCUCUGAGCGUUGGCCUGGGAAAUGUCUGGCGUUUUCCCUUUACUGCUCUGGAAAAUGGAGGGGGAGCCUUUCUGGUUCCCUACCUUAUAGUCCUGUUUCUGGUGGGGAAACCGAUUUACUACAUGGAAAUGCUGCUGGGUCAGUUUUCCAGUCGAGGAAUCGUGCAGGUCUUUGAUUUUGCGCCCAUGAUGAGGGGUGUGGGCUAUGCUCAGCUGCUGGCUCUGGGCGUCUUGGCCACGUACUAUGCCUCCGUGAUGGCCUUGACACUGCGUUAUUUCUUCGACUCCUUCGCAUCGGAGCUGCCGUGGAGCUAUUGCCGCGAGGAGUGGGGUCCAGGAUGUGUCAAUGCCACCGGAGAGGCUGCAGUUAUUGCACCAUCUGUCCUGACUGCGAACUUCACCAUCAGUUCUUCCACGCAGCUGUACCUGGAGCGCAUUGUGCAGAGGAAGACCGAUACGCUGGAGGAUGGAAUCGGUUAUCCCAGUGGCACCCUGGCCCUGAUGCUGGGUCUCUCCUGGCUGACAGUGACCCUGGUUAUCAUUCGGGGCGUAAAGAGUUCCGGCAAGGCGGCCUAUGUCCUGGCUCUGUUCCCAUACGUCGUCAUGUUUAUCCUGCUGGUGAGGGCCCUUACCCUGCCGGGUGCCUACGAUGGCGUGAUGUAUUUCCUUACGCCGCAAUGGCACAAGCUAAUGGAGCCGAUGGUUUGGUAUAAUGCCGUCACCCAGGUAUUCUUCUCGCUGGCCGUCUGCUUUGGCGUGAUCAUCAUGUAUUCCUCCUACAAUCGCUUUGGGCAUAAUAUCUAUAGGGAUGCCAACAUUGUGACCACUUUGGACACCUUUACCUCCCUUUUAUCGGGUGUAAUCAUCUUUGGUAUCCUGGGAAAUUUGGCACACGAGUCAAACACCAAGGAUAUUGCCAGUGUGGUGAAGGCAGGUCCUGGCCUGGCAUUCAUUUCCUAUCCGGAUGCCAUCUCCAAGUUGACCGUCUUUCCACAGUUUUUCUCACUGCUCUUUUUUGCUAUGCUUUUCAUGCUGGGAGUGGGCAGCAAUGUGGGAAUGGUCAGUUGCAUUAUGACCGUCAUUAAGGAUCAGUUUGUGAAUCUCAAGAUCUGGAUAAUUGUGGUGGGUCUAUCUACGAUUGGAUUCCUGGUUGGUUUGAUCUACAUUACUCCCGGUGGAGAGCACUUUAUCACGCUGCUGGAUUACCAUGGCGUGACCUUUGUGUCCCUGGUUUCGGCCAUCUUUGAGUUGAUUGCCGUGGGCUGGAUCUAUGGCACCAAGAGGCUUUGCCAGGAUGCGGAGUACAUGCUGAACAUCAAGACUUCCGUAUAUUAUAGGAUAUGUUGGUCCAUAGUCACCCCUUUGACCAUGAUCAUCAUCCUUGCCUACACUUUGCUCACCAUGAAACCGCUCACCUACAACGAUCGUGAAUUUCCCCUUGGUUUUCGGCUUAUUGGUUGGGCUCUGACUACCUUUAUACUCGGCCAGCUUGUCUACUGGGCCUUGUAUGCCAAUUGUAAACAGCCCAAAGGUUCGCUAAGGAGCAGGAUUUCUAAUUCCUUGAAGCCGCAUUCCGAUUGGGGACCUCUGGACUCCAAGACGCUGAUGGACUACCAGAUGUUCCUGCGGAACAGAGAGGAGGUGGAAGCCACAGGAGUCCCACGUCGCAGCUUUUGUUACAAAAUUUACGAUCGAAUUUUUGGCUAGGCCAGCAGGGUUUUAUAUAAUUCUAUAUAUCACAUUCUGUUUGUAUGUAAGGCAUAGUUCCUUUUUGAUAGUGUAUAAGUGUACUUAAUCCGUUUUAUUUACACAUUUAUUUAUUCAAAGUGAAAUCAAAACCAAAUUCAAUUUCUCGAAAUAUUGCUUUUAAAACCGUUCCGGUUCGCUAUUACAUAUAUAUUUUUCUAUUGUAGUUUCUCGUAUUGUAACAUUAAUUCCUAAUUGGAAAUUUUGUAUUCAGCCAGUGUGCGGCAUCAUAAUUGUUCCUAAUAUAUUUUGUACACACUUUUAUUUAUUCAAAA